AUGUCUAACAGAGUGAUUCAAAUAAACAGCUUAGCUAAGGAGUUGAAGUCGCAUUUGAAGCAAUUCCCCAAUUUCCCUGAGAAAGGUGUUCUUUUUGAAGAUUUUUUACCCAUAUUUCAGGAUCCAGGUUUAUUUAAUAAAUUGAUCACGGCAUUCAAAUUACACGUUGGGGACACAAAAGUGGAUUAUGUUAUUGGGUUAGAAAGCAGAGGGUUUUUGUUUGGUCCAACGUUGGCCUUAGCCUUAAAUGCUGGUUUUAUACCAGUACGCAAACCGGGAAAAUUGCCAGGACCAACUUAUAAAGUUGAAUUUCAAAAAGAGUACGGGUCUGAUGUUUUUGAAAUGCAAAAGCAUAUUAUCCCAGAAGGCGCCAAUGUUUUAAUCGUUGACGAUAUUUUGGCUACUGGUGGCUCUGCGUUUGGUGCUGGCGAAUUGGCUCAAAAAGCUGGUGCUAACAUUGUCGAGUUUUUGUUUGUAAUGGAGUUGGAUUUUUUGAAAGGAAGAAACAGGUUACAUGCACCGGUUUUUACAUUGUUUGCGGGACAAGAGGAACAGUUAAAGAGUUAA
Molecule: messenger RNA, 567 nt
Organism: Lodderomyces oxycetoniae
Lineage: Eukaryota; Fungi; Ascomycota; Pichiomycetes; Serinales; Debaryomycetaceae
Gene: APT1
Product: adenine phosphoribosyltransferase
Exons: 1
Coding region: 1-567 (188 amino acids)
Biological process (GO): adenine salvage; AMP salvage
Cellular component (GO): cytoplasm
Molecular function (GO): adenine phosphoribosyltransferase activity; AMP binding; adenine binding
Source: RefSeq, a predicted model, not a curated record